This is a messenger RNA of Sceloporus undulatus (fence lizard), 2558 nucleotides long. RefSeq names its product EF-hand domain containing 2 (gene EFHC2). Lineage: Eukaryota; Metazoa; Chordata; Lepidosauria; Squamata; Phrynosomatidae. Gene Ontology annotation, molecular function: calcium ion binding. Gene Ontology annotation, biological process: regulation of neuron projection development. Gene Ontology annotation, cellular component: microtubule. The coding region runs from base 167 to 2371 and encodes 734 amino acids. The record is from RefSeq and is a predicted model, not a curated record. The transcript is spliced from 16 exons.
CAAGGGAAGAGGGUUCAAGAGAGAAGCAGCAGAGAGGCAGACAGAGGGAAGGAGGCCAUGUCACUCCCUCUUCUCCCUGGGUACUCCUUCAACAGGAACAAAAGAAAAGAAAAGAAAAAAGAAAAAAGCACACACAACUCACUUUGAUUUGCUCCAUCUGGUUCUGAUGCUGCUAGGGAAAGAAAAAUUCCAUAAAUCACAACACUGGAGUUAUUGCAAUAAAAUUUCUAUGCUGGUGGGAGAAGACAAACCUGGAAUAGGAGGUGAACCUUUGCCUGGGCAGAAGCUGAAACCGAAGUACAGCGUUUUUCCAAGAGGUCUUGGGAGUGAUGCACCUUCAUGGGUAGCAUUUGACAAACAGGUAUUAUCUUUUGAUGCUUAUUUUGAUGAAGAAGUUCCUGACAAAAAUCAAGAACUGUACAGAAUAAGACAUUGUAAAAUAUACUUCUAUCUGGAAGAUGACACUAUUCAGGUGGUUGAACCCCAGGUGAAGAAUAGUGGAAUCCCACAAGGGACUAUUCUUCGGCGACAUCGGGUUCCGCUUCCACCUCCUAAUGAAGAUGAGUUCUACACAAUAGAUCAUUUCAAUCUUGACACAGAUAUCAUCUUUUAUGGUCGAAGAUAUAGGAUUACAGAUUGUGAUCAGUUCACCAAAAAUUUUUUGAGGAAGAUGGGAGUCAGAUUAAAACCUGCACAGACUCGUCCAGAUGAUCCCUAUACCAAAGAACGUCAGAAGUUGAUAGACAGUAUGACACCUUUGCGUCCAUAUGAGCGCUUUGACACGCUUCAGCAAUUUUUGGAGCAUGAUGGACAUGUUUUACGUUUUUACGGCAUUUGGGAUGACACGGAAUCUAUGUUUGGGGAUGUAAGAGAAGUGGUGCUACAUUAUUUUUUGUCUGAUGACACCAUUGAAAUAAAAGAAGUGAUACCAGUGAAUUCAGGUCGGGAUGCUGUACCCCUGUUCCUCAAUAGGCAGAAGCUACCAAAGUAUGCUCCAGUUGGACUGUACCAGCCUGGUGUAAUCACAGAUCGAACAGUCUUGAAUGUUUUUGGAGGACUAGUAGGAAAUAAAGGUCGUUACAUUCUGGACAAUCGUAAGACAGGAGCUGUGCAUCAGGAAUUUUAUAAAGACUCUGACCUGAGAAUAGGAUCAGCAAUCAAUGUUUGGGGAAGAAAGAUAGUUCUCUGUGACUGUGAUGAAUUUACGAAAGAAUAUUAUAGGACAAAGUAUGGAGUCCAGGACUUUACUCCAAUUCCAUACAAGGCACCACCACCUCCAAAAAUAGAAAGAAUAUUUCCAGUAUACACUGGAUUUGGCUCUGAAGAGGACUCUCUUUGCUCCUGCAUGGGCUUGCUUCCCAAACCUCCUCAAAAAGACUUCAAGAAAUUCAUGGAAAAAGACAGGCAAGGCCUCGAGAGUAAUAUACUGCGCUUUCUUGCACAAUUUAUUACUACUGAUCCCAUUGACAAGGAUCGGAAGUUUAUUAUUUCUUAUUUUCUGAGUGAUGACACCAUCUCAGUGUUUGAACCUCCUCAGAGAAACACAGGGGUAAUCGGUGGGAAAUUCCUGGAAAGAAGUCGUGUUAAAAAGCCUGGUCAGGAGCAGUAUAAGAGUGAACUGUCUGAAUACUACACAGCUGUGGAUCUGUAUGUCGGAGCCAAAGUGUGUUUCCAUGGCCACGUCUUUCUUCUGGUGGAUGCUGAUGAAUAUGCUUUCAACUACAUGGAAAAGCAUGCAAAUGAGUUUGCUAUGGCCAAUAUCAACAUAAUCUUGAACAAACUUAAAGUGAUAGGAGAACCUCGGUCAAGAGAGAUUAAACAGAUUUUUGCAGCUACUGAUCCUCAACACACAACCAUUAUUGAUUAUGAUGAAUUCAGAAACUUGAUGCUGAGUAUCUCAGAUGGAAAAUUAUCAGAACAUGAAAUUAUGACUGUUGGUCGGUAUUACAGUGCACGUGAUGAGAAUGAGAUGGAUGCCAAGUAUCUCUUAGCUGUGUCCCAGGAACAACUGAAGAAAAAUAACUUUGAGAAUUUUGCUCAGCUUUGUGCUAACUUGGCAUACAAUGACCGAGACAAAUGUGGACUGCUGGCCAGUGACAAGUGCAGGACUGUUUGUAAGUCUUUCAGGCUACCACUAGCAGAUGAUCUUCUACGAGCACUACUGGCUUCGUGUGAAGAUUGCAAAGAUCAAGUAAAUUAUAAGAAAUUGGUUGAUGGGCUCAACUGGAGAGAGCAUCCAAUUCCAGUCUUUCAAACCAUUUUGAUUCCUCUACAGUAUGAAGAUGAAUGGAGUGGGCAGCCACCAACACUUCCAGUGAAAAAAGUCAAGUAUUUACUACUAAUAGAGGAUGUAUUUGGCAUCGAAGAUUAACUAUUCCACACAUCUGACCUCAUUUGGAUAAAUGUUUCAACUUUCUUUGGAAAGCUACUGUACAUUUUUAUUUAAACAAAAUAAAGAAUUAGAGUUGUAGAUUUUUUGGGGGAAUGUAAGUUUUAUUUUAUAUUUUCUUGUAGACAUAUAAUUCAUAUACUUUUAAAAUAUUUUGCACUUCAGUAGA